Messenger RNA from Musa acuminata AAA Group (dessert banana), 1915 nucleotides. Its product is annotated as polyubiquitin-like. Gene Ontology annotation, biological process: modification-dependent protein catabolic process; protein ubiquitination. Bases 80 to 1681 code for a protein of 533 amino acids. Gene Ontology annotation, cellular component: cytoplasm; nucleus. Lineage: Eukaryota; Viridiplantae; Streptophyta; Magnoliopsida; Zingiberales; Musaceae. The record is from RefSeq and is a predicted model, not a curated record. The transcript has 2 exons. Gene Ontology annotation, molecular function: ubiquitin protein ligase binding; protein tag activity.
CUCAUCUCAUCUUGUUAAAGCCGCUUUGUAAGUUUCUCCCUCCCUCUUUGCUCGACCAAACCGCUUUUUUUCUCUCAAGAUGCAGAUAUUUGUUAAGACACUAACCGGCAAGACCAUCACCCUUGAGGUUGAAUCUUCUGACACUAUUGAUAAUGUAAAGGCCAAGAUUCAAGACAAGGAGGGCAUCCCCCCAGACCAGCAGAGGUUGAUCUUUGCUGGGAAGCAGCUAGACGACGGUCGCACCCUGGCAGACUAUAACAUCCAAAAGGAAUCUACCCUUCAUUUGGUGCUCAGGCUGAGGGGAGGAAUGCAAAUUUUCAUUAAGACUCUCACCGGUAAGACCAUCACCCUUGAGGUCGAAUCUUCUGACACCAUUGAUAAUGUAAAGGCCAAGAUUCAAGACAAGGAGGGCAUCCCCCCAGACCAGCAGAGGUUGAUCUUUGCUGGGAAGCAGCUAGAGGAUGGUCGCACCCUGGCAGACUAUAACAUCCAAAAGGAAUCUACCCUUCAUUUGGUGCUCAGGCUGAGGGGAGGAAUGCAAAUUUUCAUUAAGACUCUCACCGGUAAGACCAUCACCCUUGAGGUCGAGUCUUCUGACACCAUUGAUAAUGUAAAGGCUAAGAUUCAAGACAAGGAGGGUAUCCCCCCAGACCAGCAAAGGUUGAUCUUUGCUGGGAAGCAGUUGGAGGACGGUCGCACCCUGGCAGACUAUAACAUCCAGAAGGAAUCUACCCUUCAUUUGGUGCUCAGGCUGAGGGGAGGAAUGCAAAUUUUCAUUAAGACUCUCACCGGUAAGACCAUCACCCUUGAGGUCGAAUCUUCUGACACCAUUGAUAAUGUAAAGGCCAAGAUUCAAGACAAGGAGGGCAUCCCCCCAGACCAGCAGAGGUUGAUCUUUGCUGGGAAGCAGCUGGAGGAUGGUCGCACCCUGGCAGACUAUAACAUCCAAAAGGAAUCUACCCUUCAUUUGGUGCUCAGGUUGAGGGGAGGAAUGCAAAUUUUUGUUAAGACCCUCACCGGUAAGACCAUCACCCUUGAGGUUGAAUCUUCUGACACCAUUGAUAAUGUAAAGGCCAAGAUUCAAGACAAGGAAGGCAUCCCCCCAGACCAGCAGAGGUUGAUCUUUGCUGGGAAGCAGCUAGACGACGGUCGCACCCUAGCAGACUAUAAUAUCCAAAAGGAAUCUACCCUUCAUUUGGUUCUUAGGCUUAGGGGAGGGAUGCAAAUUUUCAUAAAGACUCUCACCGGCAAGACUAUCACCCUUGAAGUCGAAUCUUCUGACACCAUUGAUAAUAUAAAGGCCAAGAUUCAAGACAAAGAGGGCAUUCCCCCAGACCAGCAAAGGUUGAUAUUUGCUGGGAAACAGUUAGAGGAUGGUCGCACCCUAGCGGACUACAAUAUUCAGAAGGAAUCUACCCUUCAUUUGGUUCUCAGGCUCAGGGGAGGGAUGCAAAUAUUCAUUAAGACUCUCACCGGCAAGACCAUCACCCUUGAGGUUGAAUCUUCCGAUACUAUUGAUAAUGUGAAAGCUAAAAUUCAAGACAAAGAGGGUAUUCCACCAGACCAGCAAAGGUUAAUCUUUGCUGGGAAACAAUUAGAGGAUGGUCGCACCCUUGCGGACUACAAUAUCCAGAAGGAGUCCACCCUCCACCUGGUGCUCCGCCUUCGUGGUGGCCAGUGAACCCUUGUCCUGCUCGUUUGCUGCUUUGAUGUGUGGUGUCUCGUAUGUUGAUAAUGUUGUCUGUGGUGAAGUGUCCUCGUCGGUUGACAAUGUUAUGCUGGAACUCAUGUUAAUGUGUGGCAAUAAUGUUUUCGGUAACUUCUGGUCUUUGCAUACUCUUUUUGUAUGGCCAUAUUUUGUCUCUGAUGUAGUUCUUUCUCUGUUUGAUAUUUCUUACAUCGCCAGUUUAAUCAA